AUGAAUUGGGUGGUCUAUAUUCAUCGAAUUUCGAUACAUAGAUUUAACUACUUCAUGAAGUUUAUACAAAGUCAAAUAAGAGAAAUUAAUACAACCUUAUCGCGUCAUUUGCGAGUUUACAGUUUACUCUCAUGUGUUAUCUGGUUAUUACUUAUCGGUGCAUUCUUACGCACAACUUGGAAUGUAUCCUAUUUAAUCGUGAAUCAAUCAAGUUAUGGUGAUAAUGCAAAUUUAAACAAAUAUGAUGAUCAUUGGAAACCAACUAUUCAUACUGUAUCACGGUUAACUGAUGCAAUGCUUAAUUUAUGGCCUGUGUAUAUUGCGAAACAUAUUCUGCCAUCAAGUGAUAUAACUUUGAUUACUUUUAGUAGUCAGUCACCGUUUCCAUUUGCUAGUCAGUUAAAUUCUGUAAUGGAAUUCGAUAAACGAGAACAGUACCGAGUAUUCUUAACUAAUGCAUUUCAUGGUUUGAUCACCCGAUUAAUAUGGAUUUAUCCAUCCUGGAAACAAUCAUCUGUCAAUCAAUUUUAUAAGAAAUCACAAUUUCAUGUUGGUUUAGCUCAAAUAAACUUAGUGGAAGAUGAUGACGAUAACAAUAAAAAUAAUACUGCUACUACUAAUAGUAAUACUGGCUUGGAUGCUAAUUUUCCAUCAAGAAUUGCAACUUUUUGUUUAUGUAAUCCGGCUGAAAACUUUUGCAGUUUACCGUUGCUACCCUCAUCAACGAUUCACAUACCAAGGGAAUCUUGUUCAGUGGCUAACAGUUUUAUUUAUGAAGAAAUAGUUGAUUUAAUGGCUGAAUCAAUUUUAUCUCAAGGUGGAAAUGAACGUUCAACAAAGGAUUUAAUUUAUUUGUUUUCGCUUGAAUCGUAUUUUCAAUCAGACAAAUCAACGUUAUCCAAAAAAUCAUCAUCACCGCCAUCUCAUACUUCAUCAUUUCAUAAUAAACGAACUGUGUGGAUUGAUUAUCUAUCCAUAUUACACAUAGAUAUGAAUUAUUUUAUUGAAUCUAUUACAACAGUGAAUAAAACACCAUCUGAUUUAUCGUCUUGGUUUAUUGAUUAUCUUCGUAUGAAUUCAUUGAAUGACAGUAGUGUAAAUUUCAGCACAAUUGAGCCUCUACUGAAGAAUGAUUACAUGAGUUCAAAAAAGAACGUUAAUCAUAUUGUUGACAAUAAAGAUAAUAACAUUAAUGGCAAUCACAUUCCAACUGUACCAGCUUUAAUAAUUCAUCAGUACACUAUGUUAUUAAAAGACGUGUAUAAUAAGUUAUCAUAUUUAUCAUUAGCUGAACAUGAUCCUUUAAUUAAUAAUAUUAAUCAAUUCAUUAAUUCAAUGCUUCUUUUUAUAACUACACAUGAUCCGAAUCUAUUAUCAUACUGGUCAAAUCAAUCAUUGAUAUCUAGUACAUCUUGUUGUUAUUUAAAGCCUUCCAUUGAAUUACUUUCAUUAAAUUUAAAUGAAAAUAUUAAUGUUUUUAAUCAAUGGAAAGAUAAAUAUCGGAUAGCAUUUUAUUAUCUUGAUAAUUAUUGUUCACAUUCGGAUGCAAUGAUUGAUGUUUUAUUAAAUAAACCGACAAUUAUGGUUGGUGCGAAAAAAGAAUUAUCAAGAUUAUGGAGUUGGUUAUGUAAAUUGAAUUCAGUUACAUUAAAAUUCAUUAGCCAAUUUGUAGUCUGUACCUAUCAAAAUGAGAAUCAUAUACAAUCAAUUGGUUUGUGUAAUCGUGAAAAGUUCUCAUUAAUUUCAUUUGAUGAAAUACCUAAAGUUCAAAGAAGUCCUUUUACGCUAUAUACAUUACAAAGUAUCAUCACGUAUUUACCUCGUCCAUUAUCUGUGAAUUUAGUAAUGCAUCCAUCAUGGGAACAAAUUCUUCAUAAAAUGCAUCUGUCUACUGAAUUGUGCAAUAUGCUCAAUGAAUAUAUUCUAAAUAAACAGGAUAAACAUCUUUCGCGGGGGAAGAACAAGAAGUAA
Messenger RNA from Schistosoma rodhaini, 1971 nucleotides. The record is from the annotation of a GenBank genome assembly. Lineage: Eukaryota; Metazoa; Platyhelminthes; Trematoda; Strigeidida; Schistosomatidae.